AUGUUGCAGCUAGAAUCAUUGUUAAGAGAUGCCUUCAAAGGGAAAGGAUUUCAGAAAAUAAAUGUAAUAAUACAAGAAAAAGACAAAUAUGUCCCUCAGAAGUGCACGAAACAAUUAUUAAAGCAACUUGACAAAGCUCUUAAAAGGGAAUUGGACAAAAAUGAAUUUUCGAAUGUUUCCCUACUGUUGAAAUGCAUUCAGCUGUACUGUAGAAAUGGUCCUCCGGAAAGUAUAAAUCUGCUUCUUCAGCAAGGAUUGAUACCAAAGAUAAGACACCCAACUUUCAUAUUGCCCAGUGGUAGGGUAGACCUUGUAAGUGAUGCUGUUGAAAUAUGCUCAUUUGAUUUUUGCUUGCAUGUGUCUCCUGUUUACAUGGUUACUUGGUUUGAAAGGACAAGAGAAUUUCUGAGCCUGAUAGAACCCAAAGAAAACAAACACUUGGUAAAUCUUGUUGAGGACUUCUUUAAUGCAACCUUGGUUAUUGGCAAAAACAGCACUGAAGGAAGAAAGCAGUUGCUUGACACGUUCAUACAACACGUGGGACAUUUAGCCACCGAACCUAAUGUGAAUUGUGCCCUUCGACAGGAGGCUCUAAGAACAUUGAAUACACUGUUGGGCAAUGUUACCCGUGAGGAGAAGAAGGCCUUUGCUGCCUCUGAAGAGAUGUGUUUGCUUAUGAAGGAAUUUGUGAAAACUAUUCAGGAUGUUGGUGAUUAUGAUAUUCAGGUUGCUCUUGUUGAAGCCCUGUUUAGGCUGAUGUUGAAAAAGUGCCGAGAUGAUAUGGUGCACAGUUGGUUUGAAGAUCAGUAUGUCACUGAAGUUUUUAGAGAAAUCAAGGAUGGAGACUUUGAGACAGAUAGCAGAAAGUUUCUUAAUGAACUAAAUGAAAGACUUGGUGAUAAAAGAAGGUAA
Molecule: messenger RNA, 912 nt
Organism: Pseudonaja textilis
Lineage: Eukaryota; Metazoa; Chordata; Lepidosauria; Squamata; Elapidae
Source: RefSeq, a predicted model, not a curated record